Messenger RNA from Stegodyphus dumicola, 2528 nucleotides. RefSeq names its product 2',3'-cyclic-nucleotide 3'-phosphodiesterase-like. The record is from RefSeq and is a predicted model, not a curated record. Lineage: Eukaryota; Metazoa; Arthropoda; Arachnida; Araneae; Eresidae. Gene Ontology annotation, biological process: cyclic nucleotide catabolic process. Gene Ontology annotation, cellular component: membrane; cytoplasm. Gene Ontology annotation, molecular function: 2',3'-cyclic-nucleotide 3'-phosphodiesterase activity.
CAAAGAAUGCGCAAGUCAGUAAAUUUCCGCUUUCAUUUCCUGUGCUUUAGUAAAUUCUUGGGGAGUGUAAUUGUGAGAGGUUUGCAUCGAAAACUUUUUAAUUCUAAGCAAAAUACUGUAGUAAUUUAACUUUGGUAAUUGAUAUAUUUAGAAAUUGCAACAUGGAACCACCAUCUAAAAAGAUGAAAAACGUUUACAGAAGAUGCUGUGAAUGCCCCAAAAACAAGGACAGAAAGACACGGUUUCUGUGCGAGAAAUGCAAUAUCAGUAUUUGUGUAGAGCAUAUGUGUUCAGUCUGCCAGAGAUGUGCAAAAUAAUUGUAUGACAUACCCAGUGCGCCUUCUUGUGUUUGUAAUUUUGGCGCGCAUGUUUGCGAGUUAAAAAAGAAUAUAGUGCUAUAUAUAACAGCACAUGUUGGAAAUUUUCUUUCCCCCUUGGGUAAACCAAGGUCCAUUGCUUUGUAUAUACUCAAGUAUCACAUCAUAUACUACAGCACUUUAAAACUGAAGCUUAAAUUAUAAUCACUGUAUAUUAUGCAAAGUAAAAAUAUUAUUAUGAGAUAUGGAACUAGAAAGUCAUCAGAAGAAAUAUAUUCCUGGCUCUGAUGCCGACUCGGAAGAUAUAUUUCAGUAUCCAUUUACUGUGGAAUCGAACACUAUUAAUUUCAUUGAAAAUCAUGGCCGUAUUAUGUUUAUAGUACGUGGCCCACCAGGUACUGGCAAAAAUACAUUAAGCAAAAUGCUUACAGAUCGUUAUGCUUCUGCUGUUAUUUGUUGUGCUGAUGACUAUUUUAAUGAUCAGUUUUCUCGCCCUGUUCGUAACAAGGAAAGUUUAGCAGCCUCGCAUAUGUAUUGCAAGAAAAAAGUGUCAGAUGCUUGUAAAAAGAAUAACCAUCCAAUUGUUGUACGGAACACGCACAUGAGAAAAUUUGAGCUUCAGCCAUAUUUGGAUUUUGCAGCUGAAUUUGAUUAUACUGUUAUUAUGGCAAUUACAACGCAUAAAUUUAAAGUAUCACCUGAGAUCUUGGCCAAAAGUAACACUAAAGGGUUAACAAAAGAUUAUUUUAAGAACCGUCUGAAACAGUGGGAGCAUGUUCCACCUGUUGUAACUGGUUGGUUCCUUUGUUCAGAUGACUCCUGUUUCCUUCUGAAUGAACUACAACUCUCUUUGGAUGCCUUGCUUGGAGAUGGAAAAUUUUGUCGUAUUUUAAAUUCCUAUGAUAAAGAUGAACUUUUGAAGCAUUACAAAGCUAAGAAAUUGCUGUUUUGCUUAGCUGGUUGCAGUGCAAAUAACAAUGCUAAAGACUUAAAAUCUUACUACUUAUCUGAAAAUGUUAAAGAUUGUUAUGGUAGAGUAUACAAGCUGAGCAUCCAAGCAUUUAUGGUGAUGCCAGCUUAUGCUUUGGCCAUAGUUUCAUUGAAUGAAGCAAUGAAAACACUUAUUCACAAGGCUAAAGAUUCAAUAAAAAAGUCUAAGCAGAAUGAUAUUGAUGACUUCAGUUCAGCUCUUAGUUCACUUUCUCUGAAACGAAAGCUAGCUCAGUGUUGCAAAACAAUCAAGUUUGAGGAGAAACUUUCUGUUCCCAGCAAAACUGCCGAAAAACAAAUUGUUGAUGGCAUCACCAUUAAUCCUUGCAGUUUCAUUCUUCUUGCUGAGAGUGGAGAACAGAGUUUUAAUCUUUGGGAAAUACAGAAGAUAUUAGAGUGCAAAUUGAAUAAAUUAGAUACACAUGAUGGAAAAAUUAAUGUUAGCAAUUUUAUAGAACUUGAAAAAGACUUUAAAAUGUGUCGAAUAUCUAGUGAUUCUUGGUUAGUUAAACCUCCCUAUGAUAUAAGUCUUGAAGCUAUUUUUACUGGAAUUUAUGAAUAAAAGUAGCUGUAUGAAAUAUGACAUUUUUAUUCAAGGAUUGUUAUUUUAUAGAACUAUACAUUUUAUUUUUGAAUAUGUAAUUAGCUUGUGUAAAAGAAAUUUUAAAAUAUUUGCUUAUAAUUUUAAUGCAAAAAUUAAGGUUUAUUCAUGUGUAAUUUUUAGAAGCAAUUGCAAAGUUAAUAAAUAAAAAUGAAAUAUAGACUGAAUUAUUAAUAUUUGUCUUAAUUGUUUCAUCAUCUGUUUAGUUCAGCAAGAAUUCUUAAAAUGAGAAGUAAAUUAUUUUCAAAUUGAAUAAAUGUUUUAUUAUAAACUUUUAAGCACAUCUGAAUGCAUUUUAAUGCAAUUAGCUUGACACUUUAUAUAUAUAUAUAUAUUUUUUUGUCUCGCAUGUUUUUAUAAAAUAAAUUAGUUUUAUCUUGCUGUUAUAAGUCUUUAAUUGUGGAACAAAAAUUUCUAUAUACAUUAGAAGUGUAUUAAAAUAUAGUAUGUAAGAUUUAAUUGAUUUAUCCAUAAUCCUUUUUGUUGCCACCAAAAAGUUUUUGCCAUCUAGGUGCUACUGUAUGAGUAUCAUCUUGUAAAUAUUGACUUCAGAAACUAUUUAAUUAAAAAAUAUAUUUCUCAUAACAUCUGAAAUAUUAUUAAAAUAAUUCAAUUAUUGC